Messenger RNA from Acipenser ruthenus (sterlet), 1845 nucleotides. Its product is annotated as meprin A subunit alpha. Gene Ontology annotation, biological process: proteolysis. The record is from RefSeq and is a predicted model, not a curated record. Gene Ontology annotation, molecular function: zinc ion binding; protein binding; metalloendopeptidase activity. The transcript is spliced from 13 exons. Lineage: Eukaryota; Metazoa; Chordata; Actinopteri; Acipenseriformes; Acipenseridae. Gene Ontology annotation, cellular component: membrane. Bases 1 to 1845 code for a protein of 614 amino acids.
AUGGGCUUCUUUGGACUGCUUUGUUUUGUGGGCCUGGUCACUAUUUCCAACACUUAUACAAUCCAGCGUUUAUCUAAGGACAAAGCGUUUGCUAUAGAUGACAAACAGAAAAGAAAUGACAUCCCCUUCCUUAAUUCAGAAACUAAAACCCCAGUUGUUGAAGGAGACAUGGCUUUACCUCCUGGGCGCAAUGCACUGAGAAACACCACCUACAGAUGGACAUUUCCCAUCCCUUAUAUUCUGGGUGACAGCCUAGACUUGAACGCCAAGGGUGUUAUAUAUCAAGCAUUUGAAAUGUACCGUCUAAAAUCCUGUGUGGAAUUUAAACCCUAUGAAGGAGAGAAAAGCUUCAUAAAGUUUGAAAAAUUGGAUGGGUGUUGGUCUCAAGUUGGAGAUUUACAAACAGGCCAGUAUUUAUCCCUUGGUGAAGGCUGUGACUAUAAAGCCACUAUUGAGCAUGAGCUACUUCAUGCCUUGGGAUUCUACCAUGAGCAAUCCAGGAGUGACCGUGAUGAUUACAUUAACAUCUGGUGGAAUGAAGUCCUUCCAGGCAUGGAACAUAACUUUGUGAAAUACGACGACAGUUUCAUUACUGACCAAAACACUCCAUAUGAUUAUGAAUCUAUCAUGCAUUAUGGCGCAUACUCCUUUAACAAGAACUCAAGUAUCCCAUCUAUCACCGCCAAGAUUCCAGAAUUAACCAGUGUCAUAGGACAGUACCUGGAUUUCAGUAGCCUUGAUUUAAAAAGGCUGAACCGAAUGUAUAACUGCUCCUCUUCUCUUACUCUGUUGGACCAGUGUGCUUUUGAGUACAUAAACAUCUGUGGAAUGAUCCAGAAUUCAAAGGAUGAUGGGGAUUGGGUUCAUGUUAAAAGUAGUUCCGGAAUGGAAGAUCACACCCUUAUUGGCCAGUGCAAAGAUGCAGGAUACUUUAUGUACUUCAACACCAAAACUGGACAACGUGAUGAAACAGCCAUUUUAGAAUCAAGGACCCUGUAUCCUAAAAGAAGCCUGCAGUGCCUUCAGUUUUUCUACAAGAUGACAGGAAGUCCUAAAGACAAGCUGCUAGUUUGGAUAAGAAUGGACGAUGGAACUGGAAAUGUCAGAAAACUUGUUAAAGCACAAACUUUCUGGGGAGACAAAGACCAUUCCUGGAAAAUUGCCCACGUGCCCCUGAAGGCCAAUGUCAAGUUCCGCUACAUGUUCCAAGGUGUGAGGGGAGAUCCAACUCAUUCAGAUGGUGGAAUUUUCAUUGAUGACAUCAGCCUGGCAGAGACCCGUUGCCCUAGCGGUGUCUGGCAAAUAAAGAAUUUCACUGGCCUUCUUAAAACAACUACCGCUGGUGAUUCUAUUCUAAGCCCCCGGUUUUACAGUCCUGAGGGGUAUGGUUAUGGCAUUGAACUCUUACCACACUCCUACUAUGGUUACAUCGGGGCUUUCUUCCAUCUGACCAGUGGGGAGAAUGAUGCCUUGUUGGAAUGGCCUGCUGCAAACAGACAAGUCACAAUCACAGUGAUUGAUCAAGAUCCUGAUGUCAGACUGAGGCUGUCAUCCAGUAGAAGCUUCACGACAAGUGGAAACCAUGUUAUACCAGGUACAAAUGAUCUUCUUUAUUGGGACAAUCCCUCUAAAACUGGAACCUAUGAUCCUUCCUGUGCCUGUUAUCGGAGCUGGAAUUGGGGAUGGAAUGCAUUCUUCUCUCACAAUGACCUAAACCGCAGAAGCUACCUGAAAAAUGAUGACCUUAUUGUCUUCAUUGACUUUGAAGAUCUGAAGCCCCUUAUUAAAACUGAAGUACCAGUCAAGCCAGUAACAUCACGUGAGGAGCACCGUGAUCUCAUAUAA